Temnothorax curvispinosus is the source of this 3555-nucleotide messenger RNA. Its product is annotated as probable ATP-dependent RNA helicase spindle-E. Gene Ontology annotation, cellular component: intracellular anatomical structure. The record is from RefSeq and is a predicted model, not a curated record. NCBI's taxonomy places the organism in Eukaryota, Metazoa, Arthropoda, Insecta, Hymenoptera, Formicidae. The transcript has 8 exons. Gene Ontology annotation, molecular function: RNA binding; ATP binding.
AUGUCAGCUUCUGCUAUUCGGAAGGUUGAAAAAUAUGUAAUGAUUGAUGAAAAAUUAGGUCGUCAUGCUGACGACAACAUCAGGAAAGCCGAAACGAGCUACGUAAAGGAAUAUGUAGAAAAAGAUGAGGACGACUACAUGCAGUUGAAAAGAACUAUGUACUUAAAAAAAAAAGAUAUGGACAAUAUUUUGGAGGUGUCUGGAGACUCAGCAAUUUUCAAACAAAAUACUGCUCGAUUUUAUCAACAGUACAACUUUGCCUAUCAGCCCAACAGUAAUUUACCAAUUUCCUCUAUGAGACACAAGAUUGUAUCCAUGAUCGCCCAUAAUUCUGUCGUUAUCAUUCGCGGUUCUACAGGCUGUGGGAAAACAACACAAGUGCCACAAUUUAUUCUCAACAAUGCAUAUGAAAAUAACCAACCUUGCAACAUCAUAGUAACGCAGCCGAGACGCAUUGCCGCUCUGAGCGUCGCGAAACGAGUCAGCGCGGAUAGAGAAUGGCCCAUUGGUACAAUUGUAGGAUAUGAAAUAGGCUUGAAGAAGAAUGUAAGCCGCGACACUCGCAUAACGUAUUGCACGCUUGACGUGCUUUUAAACAGACUCGUGAAUAAGAAGCACAUGAUGGACUACACUCAUAUCAUAUUGGACGAGGUGCACGAACGCGACGGAGACAUGGAUUUUCUUAUGCUCGUAGUGAGAAAAUUAUUACGUACAAAUUCUACGACAAUUAAAGUAAUACUAAUGUCCGCGACGAUCGACGUGGACAAAUUUUCCACGUAUUUUUCAACGCCUAUGGCAAAUCAACUUGUACCCGCGUCAAUCAUCGAUAUACCCAAGAGCAGCCCUUACAAUAUUUUUAUAUAUUACAUAGACCAGAUGGGGAAUUUGGGUAAGAUCCCUGAAGUAGACAAUAAGAAACCGAAAAUCACGACUGAGAUGGCGGAGUUUGCCGCACGUAUUAUACGUGUUUUCGAUAGUAUUGACAAAAAGAAUGAUAGUGAUGAAUACGAAAGGGCCACUGUGCUAGUGUUUUUACCGGGAUUUGGCGAAAUUGAAGAGUUACGUACUGCAUUUCUGUCAUCAAAACACGAAGAUGCAAAUUGGGAUAUAAUUAUUUUACAUUCGUUAAUCUCGAUCGAAGAGCAGCAAAAUAUAUUUAAGAAGCCACCAAAAAAUUAUCGACGUAUCAUAUUAUCGACAAACAUUGCUGAAAGCAGCAUUACCGUACCCGAUGUUAAAUACGUGAUUGAUUUUUGCAUGACAAAACAGCUCGUCACCGAGCCUGGAACUAAUUAUCAAUGCUUGCAACUUUGUUGGGCAAGCAAAUCCAAUUGUGAACAACGUGCCGGUCGUACAGGCCGCGUGAUGGAUGGUAAAGUAUACAGAAUGGUGCCAAAAGCAUUUUACGAGAAAGUUCUACCGAAAGAAUCUGUUCCGAAAAUGCUCAGGGCUCCGCUCACAAAUAUCAUUCUCAAGACAAAAGUGCUGGAUAUGGGCGAGCCGAAAGCUCUCCUUGCUCUUUCUCUGGAUCCACCUAAUCUCAGUAAUAUAAAGGAGACUAUAUUACUAUUGAAGGAAGUUGGCGCAUUACGUAGAGGAAUGCAAGAAUUUGAUGGGGAUUUGACAUCAUUGGGUCGUGUAAUGGCCAGCCUCCCGUUAGACAUAUACGUGACCAAAUUAAUUGUGCCGGGCCAUCUUUUCGAUCUUCUGUCAGACGCGAUUAUUCUCGCAGCUAGCAUGGCUGUUAAGAAUAUAUUCAAUAUCGGAUUUUCCAACGUGGAGUCAACCUAUCACGAGAAACUGCAUUGGGCCGACAAUUCCCAAAGCGAUAGCAUAGCACACUUGAACGCCUUUAAAGUGUGGCGAAACAAUAAAGCAAGUCGCCGUAUAAACAGUCCUAACGAGGAAAGAGAUUGGGCGCGAAGACAUGGUCUUCGCGUGAGAUCGCUACGCGAGAUGGACGUCUAUAUACGCGAAAUAACAGAAAAUCUGCGCAAAUUUGGAAUAAUAGAAACAAUGGGUUCCGAGAAAAAUACUUAGGAGAGCCUCCGUAUCGAUCGUACUUUUGUACUUAAAUUUAUAAUCGCCGGUGCAUUUUAUCCUAAUUAUUUUAUGAAAUUCUCACAUAACAUAAAUAAUCUCAAGUGGGAUAUAGAGAGGACAUUGGGUGGCCGCGAUCCGACGACGACGGUUGUCUUACACGGCUGGCCGUUGAAACACCCCGGAUCACUGUACUCUAAGAGAUUUCAGGAGAUCUUUGGACAGCGUAUGGGACUCAAAAAUCCGAAAAACAUAACUGUGUCCUUUGACGGAUCGAGCCACGUUUAUAUUCAACAUGAGCCGAAGAAUCGCCAACCAAAGGAUGAUACUUUUGUUCGAGAUUGUGUCAAGAUGAGGCAUUGUGGGAACCAGAUCGAAAUAAAGUUAUUAAACGAGACGGAUGCACGUCACCGAGCCGAGGAACUUGGGCUCACAAAGGAAUACGGAACAUUUCUGUCUCAACCUUUCAAUCCGGAGGAAUCGCCGUACAAACGUGACAUGUACGACGAAAAGCCAUAUCCAGAUUUACCAAAAGAUUCCAAAUAUCGAGGUAAGGUAAAAUUACAAGGUCCCUUUUCGCCGGCAGAAGUUCGCCUGACCCAUAUGAUAAAAAACAAAAUGGGUAAAAUAAUAACUAUAGACUUCACAUCGGUAAACUCCGUUCUACUCGACCCUUGUCCGACGAGUCAGAAAAAACUUUUCCUGGUGGCGCAAAACAUCUCACAAAACUCCAAGAACAUGUCGCAACUGAUUCUACGAAACACAACCCUCUUGCCCACUACGCCUGAUGAUCUCGCGUCGCUCGUCAAUUUAACUUUUACACCGCGCAUAGAACUGCGACGUAGUCCAAUGGGCACUUAUUACACAGGCGCUCUGUGUGGAUUGGGAUACAAUCGCAUUACGGAACAGAGCUUGUUUCCGGACCAUGAUCUGGAAAUUAUAUUUGACGUCGAGUUUACGAUGAACGAUUUGCGAAUGAUUAACAAGCUUCGCCAUUGGAUGAAUGUUGCAAUGAACUUUAAUAGAAAUGAAAUUGUAGACGACGAGGCUCAUCGUGAUACGACUAUAAAUUGUCAGAAUCAAAUUAAAAAUGCGUUCAAAGAUGUGAUAUACAAGAUUCGUAAGAAGAUAGAACCAAUUCCAGUCAUUAAUUUUAACAAAUGGAAUCGAUACGACGAGACUCUAUUUCUCGUGCCUGCUCGGGAAACUUUGAGUACAAAUAAUGUAUACGGUUUACACAAAGCAUUGGAAUUGAAUGAGAAAACCGAUACACUCAAUAAACUCGAAGAAAUAAUCAGUAAUUCGUUGGAAUUGGAGGCUUUAGCUUAUCAAAACCCGCUUGAGACGACCAUUGCACCAGUUUACUGCAAAUUGUGUCUAACGGAGAUAAAUGAUAUCUUAAAUCUUUGUGCACAUUUGGGCUCGAAACAACAUACAACGAAACAAUGCUUGAUAGAUACGACUGAAGAAUUUGGAGGAAAUCUGCAGAAACUUAUGGAAACAAUCAGGCCAUAA